AUGGACGAGCCCUUCGUUUCUAAGGCUGUGGAAAACCACUUCGUCGCCAAUGAUCCCUACUUCAAGAAGGAAGUGCGGAGGCGUAUAGUGAAGUCGACGGCUAUUGAACAUGGAUGUGCGUUUGAGCGGUUCAUGAUAAAGGCUUUCAGUGAGACAUUCAACACACGACCUCUAUCUGAGUGGCCGCAUCAGCCCCCCAUCUCUGAUAUGUGUCCAGCUCUCGUCAGGAAGGUGGAACUUGUUGGCUGGAGGGAACCUGGACUCGAACCAGGCACGACUCACGCGAUGAUGUCGAUGGAGGAGUUCAUGGACGCUCAUGUCAACCAUGGGUCAACCCGCAACGACAUGCCGAUCGCGCCAUUUUUCUUCCCCAACUCCAAGCCGUCGGGACCAGACUUGGUUUUCUUCAUUCGGAUCGACGGUGCUCGGUUGGUCCCUGUCUUCGUCCAAUUGAAGCUGCAUCAGGGGUCGUCUUCGGAGAGGGAUUGGAAUGACGCAUUCAACACAGCCUCGGCAACCAAAAUUGAGGGCCACGCAAAGACUUUUCGCAAGUACUGCCCCGACAACGUCUACAUCAGCAUGACCGUUGCAUACCCUACCAAAUGGACUGACAAGCUGCCAGCACCUUCAGAACUCCCAAAGGACCAGUGGUUUUCAGCAGGUCGUGAUAAACGUCAGCGAUGA
Linnemannia hyalina is the source of this 684-nucleotide messenger RNA. The record is from the annotation of a GenBank genome assembly. NCBI's taxonomy places the organism in Eukaryota, Fungi, Mortierellomycota, Mortierellomycetes, Mortierellales, Mortierellaceae.